AAGGGGCAAUAGAUGCAUGAUCAGUUGGAGAGUACGCAUGUCCUCGCAGUGUUCCGCCCUCAUGAACUUCUGGAGAUAGGAACCCCGCUGCAAACAUACGCUGCUUCAUACAUCUACGGCUUCGGUCUCCGGCCAUCGUCUCGCCUCUUGUUUUUUUAGAGUGGUCGUUAAGGAAUUAAUGAUCCGAAAGCACCACGGUACCUCUCCGUAAAUUAAUUCGGCGUUUGCAGUACAUGCUUUACACCUGGACUUCAAUUGCGUGUGGAGAGCUCACACUUUCUUUUGUCAUAUUUACUUUUCUCGAGGAUACUACCUGUACCCCUACUGAUGGAACAGGGUCACUCCAACGCUCUCAAGCAGCCCCCCCAGCACCACGUAACAUUUCCUUGAGGAACGCGUCCAUUGCUGGCUCCCAACAAACAUGGACUGUUUUCCCAUGCUUUAUUUUCUGUCGAGACAUCAUGAUUCCUGGUAAUCGAAUGCUGAUGGUCAUUUUAUUAUGCCAAGUCCUGCUGGGAGAGAGCAACCAUGCUAGUCUGAUACCUGAGGAAGGGAAGAAGAAAGCCCCGGGCCUGCAGAGCCGGACUGCUGGUCAGAGCCAUGAACUGCUGCGGGACUUUGAGGCCACGCUGCUGCACAUGUUUGGGCUGCAGAGGCGACCGCGGCCCAGCCGCUCGGCCACCGUGCCACGCUACCUACUGGACCUCUACCGACUGCAGUCGGGUGAGGCCGAGGAGGCCGGUGCCCAUGAUGCCGCCUUUGAGUACCCAGAGAGGUCGGCUAGCCGCGCCAACACCGUGAGGGGCUUCCACCACGAAGAGCACAUGGAGCGGGUUCAUCCGGGGGAUCUUCAGACGAAAAAUGGCGAGGACUCCCCGCUGCGCUUCCUCUUCAAUCUCAGCAGCAUCCCAGAGGACGAGCUGCUCUCGUCGGCCGAGCUGCGUCUGUUCCGGCAGGAGAUCGAUGAGGCCAUUUCGGGGAGCGGGGGGGACAAGGAGGGGCUCCACCGGAUAAACGUGUAUGAGGUUCUGAAGCCCCCGCGGGCCGGGCAGCUAAUCACGCGGCUCUUGGACACGCGGCUGGUUCGCCAUAACGCCUCGCGCUGGGAGAGCUUUGACGUGAGCCCCGCCGUGCUGCGUUGGACACGGGAGCGCUUGCCCAACCACGGGCUGGCUGUGGAGGUCCAGCACCUCAACCAGACACCGCGCCACCAGGGCCGCCACGUGCGCAUCAGCCGCUCACUGCACCAGGAACCCGGGGAGGACUGGGAGCAGCUACGCCCCCUGUUGGUCACCUUCGGCCACGACGGCAAGGGCCACCCGUUGACGCGCCGGGCCAAGCGCAGCCCAAAGCAGCGGGGGCGUAAGCGCAACCGCAACUGCCGCCGUCACGCGCUGUACGUGGACUUCAGCGACGUGGGCUGGAAUGACUGGAUAGUGGCGCCCCCAGGGUACCAGGCAUACUACUGCCAUGGGGAGUGCCCCUUCCCCCUGGCAGACCACCUGAACUCUACCAACCAUGCCAUCGUGCAGACGUUGGUGAACUCUGUGAACACCAACAUUCCCAAAGCCUGCUGCGUGCCCACGGAGCUCAGUGCCAUCUCCAUGCUCUACCUGGACGAACACGACAAGGUGGUCCUAAAAAACUACCAGGAAAUGGUAGUGGAAGGGUGCGGUUGCCGCUAACACUGACUAUGGGCAACUUUAGGCAGGCAGCACAGACGCUAAGAAAAGACCCCACUUUACUCCCAAAAAUGUUCACUUGGACCUUUUAUUUAUAACUUUUAUGUUGCCAUGUAUGUUUGUCUAAUUUUUUGGUUUCCUUGACAAUAUGAUCAUAUAUUUUGACAAAAUAUAUAUAUAUAUAUAUUUAUAUCUACAUAUAAAAGUGAGUCCAUAUUUUAAACAUAAAUAAAAAGCUGUACAACUUUUCAUAAUGUAUAUUAGAUUGUAUAAGGUUUUUAAAAUGAGAAAAUAGUAUAAAAAAAAAUAAAAAUAAAGUUUAUUUACUGGUAAUAUUUAUUGCGUUUUAUUAUACAUUUAAAAUAAAAAAAUUCAACACAAAUUGCCUUCCAAUAUUACAUUUGAGCAGAUCACAAGAAGCUCAAAUUGUGUACUUAAAAAGAGCACUGUGUGAAAUUAUCACAGCACUGAUUUGUUAUGAAUCAAUCGAAGUAAUCAGAAAUGUGCAUUGAUUUUAAUUCACCUCUUUACAUAGAUCUUUAAACCAAUGAUUUUAUUAGAUAAGUCCCUUGAGUAAGAAUUCGAUUUUUUUUUAAUGUAUAACUAAAAAUCUAUCAGAUAAUAUGGGUUGUGAAAAAUGAAAAGUUGACAGCAAAGGUCCAUGACUGUUUUAUGAGUUUGUAUUAACACGUUUGGGUCUGAUACUUUUGAAAAUGUACUCAAGUAAUUGUUGCAAUUCAUUAUAACAGAGGAAUCUUUCUGAUGCUCUGUCUCUCCCAAAUAAAAUGUUCGGUCUGGCAUUA
Messenger RNA from Oncorhynchus nerka (sockeye salmon), 2485 nucleotides. RefSeq names its product bone morphogenetic protein 4-like. The transcript is spliced from 4 exons. NCBI's taxonomy places the organism in Eukaryota, Metazoa, Chordata, Actinopteri, Salmoniformes, Salmonidae. Gene Ontology annotation, molecular function: cytokine activity; growth factor activity. Gene Ontology annotation, biological process: BMP signaling pathway. Gene Ontology annotation, cellular component: extracellular region. Bases 234 to 1685 code for a protein of 483 amino acids. The record is from RefSeq and is a predicted model, not a curated record.